AUGUUAAUUACGGAAUCAUAUCAGGACGUUGCUACUAAGGAUGGCACCACAUUACGUGUUUAUAUCUAUGCUCCUACUAUCAAAGGCUACCCUAAGGCUAAAUUCCCAGGUGUAAUUGUCUAUAGUGAGAUAUAUCAAGUCACAGGUCCAGUCAAGAGAUUUGCCCAAAAAAUUGCUUCAGAAGGUUAUGUUGUUGCAGCACCAGCUAUUUACCAUAAUUUUAUGGGUCCUGAGCCAUUGCCAUAUGAUGUUCCAGGCACUGAUACAGGUAACCAAUAUAAGAUUGAAAAACCUGUAGAUUCAUAUGAUGAAGACAACAAAUUAUGUUGUGAUGUAUUGUAUAGUUUACCUAAUUUUGAUGGUAAAAGAAUUGGUGCUACAGGUAUGUGCCUUGGUGGUCAUUUGGCCUUUAGAGCAUUGUUGGACAAGAGAGUGACAUGUGCAACAUGUUUCUUUCCAACAGAUAUCCAUUUGAAGAGUCUAGGUUUAGGUAAGAAUGAUGAUUCGUUGGAACGUAUCUCCAAGGAAGUAUCAAAGGAUCAAGAGAUGGUUCUAAUCUUUGGGACGUUGGAUACACAUGUAUCACCAGAAGGUAGAGACUUGAUUAGAAAGACUUUAAGAGAUAAUGGUGUUCGUUUUACUUUCUUGGAGGUAUUGGAUGCCCAACAUGCAUUCAUUAGAGAUGAAUUUAGUAAAGGUAGAUUCGAUGCCGCAAUCACUCAAAGUUGUCUAGGUUUCUUAUUUGAACAAUUCAACAGAAAAUUGAAAAUUGAUCUGGGUGAGUUUGUAGAUGAUAAUAAACCAGUCGAACAUGUCUGUUAG
Maudiozyma barnettii is the source of this 822-nucleotide messenger RNA. Its product is annotated as carboxymethylenebutenolidase. The transcript has a single exon. The coding region runs from base 1 to 822 and encodes 273 amino acids. Gene Ontology annotation, molecular function: hydrolase activity. The record is from RefSeq and is a predicted model, not a curated record. NCBI's taxonomy places the organism in Eukaryota, Fungi, Ascomycota, Saccharomycetes, Saccharomycetales, Saccharomycetaceae.